AUGGACGACGAAGAAUUGGAAGACGUUAAACAGCUCGAUCUCGCCGCCAUCAUCGGCUUCGACGGCGCCAACAACAGAAGCCUCGUCGCCCACCCGGACAAAAAGCACAUCGUCUACGCGCUCGGCAACCGAGUCGCCAUCCUGGAAUGGGCCACCAAGAAGCAGGAAUUCCUGGCCGGUCACACCAACAUAAUUUCCUGCAUCACCGUCUCGCAGUCGGGAGCCUACGUCGCCAGCGGCCAAAUUAACCACAUCGGAUUCAGGGCGCGGGUGAUAGUGUGGGACUACCAAAAGAAGGAAAUGAUAUCGACGCACGAGCAGCAUAAGGUCCGCGUGGAGGGCAUCGUCUUCUCGUCGCACGAGCACUACGUGACGAGCAUCGGCGGAAGAGACUGCGGAUGCGUGGUGGUGUGGGAUUGGCAAGAGCAGAAGGUGAUCUCAGCCGUGCAGAUUUCGAAAGGAGCGGCCGGAGACGCGUCGGUGAUAUCGUCGAUGCACAAGAGAGGCGAAUCGUUUAUCACUGGAGGCGACUGCCAUUUAUCCGUGUGGGUUAUUAACAAGGAAGCGAAGAGCUUGAAGCAGAUUAUCGUGCACACUAUGAAGCGCAGACGAGCCGUGUUGUGUAUUGAUAUCAACGAAAGAGAUGAGAUUGGUUACUGUGGUACAACCACUGGAGAUUUGAUGAAAGUAAGAUUAUGUUUCCACCACGAUCCUGACAUACUAGAUCCAGUAAAGAAUCCGAUCGUACAAGGCUAUUGGGCGAGGAUUUCCAACAAGAAACUCGAGCGUGGAAAAGUCGAUUUGUACGAAAACGGAAUUCAUUCAGUAAAAAUCCUGCCCGAUGGUUAUAUUCUCAUAGGCGCCGGCGACGGCACCUUCGAAAUGGUCGAAGAAGUGAUCAAACCAAACAAAAAGGAGGAUCUUAAAAUGCCUUCAAAACCGGCAUUGAAAAUCCUCAAAAGCAUCAACGUUAACGGCAGCGUAUCCGCCAUUCAACUGUUCGAUGUCACGACCUUUGUAGUGGGCACCGUCAAAUCCGAGAUAUACUUGGUCAAGAGGAAAGAAUUCCAACCCAUACUUGUUAUAACGUGUCACGUCUCGACUAUUUACGACAUCGCAUUUCCAUACAAUUUUUCGGAGGUAUUCGCGACGGCCAGCAAGCACGACGUGCGCCUUUGGUGCGUGAACACCAUGGAAGAACUCCUUCGGAUAAAAGUGCAAAAUUUCUAUUGCUCGAGCUUGGUGUUCUCCUACGAUGGAAAGGCCUUGUUUACCGGCUGGAGCGACGGCAUCAUCCGUUCGUUCACUCCAUUAACCGGCAGACUGAUCUACGCCAUAUUGAACGCCCACAACAAGGGAAUAUCCGCCAUAACUUGCACCAGAAACGGAAAGAGGAUAAUUAGCGGCGGGUGCGAAGGUCAAGUGAGAUUGUGGGACGUUUCGCCGACGAAACAACAAUUGGUUUGCACUUUAAAGGAACACAAAGGUCCCGUUUCUGCUAUCGACGUCAAUUCAGAUGACACUGAAGCGGCGACUGCCAGUGCAGACGGAACUUGCAUUUUAUGGGAUUUGCAAAGACAAUGCAGACGAUCGAUCUUGUUCGCUAACACGUUGUUUAUGUGCGUUAAGUAUGUACCGAGCGGGGUACAAUUGUUAACAGGUGGCUCCGAUAGAAAAGUGUCGUACUGGGAGGUACUGGAUGGAAGCUUAGUGAGAGAACUGGACGGUUCUCCAUCAGGAGCUGUAAACGGAUUGGAUAUAUCAUCGGACGGUAGUCUAUUUGUUACAGGAAGCAACGAUCAAAUCGUUAAACUGUGGAAUUACCAAACCGGGCUGACAACUCACGUAGGAAUAGGACACGCCGGCGCCGUGACCUGCACGACAUUCAGCGGAGACAACAAGUACAUAGUAACUUGCGACGCCUCUGGCGGUAUUUUCUUAUGGAAAACCCCUAAGAAAGAGGAAGUUCUUCCGCCGCCACUCGAAACCGUCGAAGAAGAACCAGAACCAAUUCAAGAGGAACCGGAAGAGGAAAAGGUGGAGACCGUACGAGAUAUACCGACGGUUCGAGUGUGCGUGGAACUACCGCCGUGCGAAUGUAACAUACCUCCGGAUGAUGAUAGUCCAAGGUACUGCUGUCGAAUGCGCGGCGGUGGAGACAACACAGCCCUGAUGCCGGAGACCAGUAGAAGCGUCAAGUCGAUACAAUCCGUAAGGUCGCAGGCGUCUGUACAGUCGGUGAAAUCCGUUCAAUCUGUGAAAUCUGUAAAAUCAGUGCAAUCUGUAAAGUCUGUACAAUCUGUUAAAUCGGUGCAGUCUGUAAAGUCUGUGCAAUCUGUUAAAUCUGUUAAAUCUGUACAGUCUGUAAAAUCUGUGCAAUCGGGAAAAUCAGUACAAUCUGUUAAAUCUAAUAAGCCUGUGAAAUCUCAGUCGUCCGUAAGUUCGCGAACGAAAUAG
Messenger RNA from Phyllotreta striolata, 2457 nucleotides. The record is from the annotation of a GenBank genome assembly. Lineage: Eukaryota; Metazoa; Arthropoda; Insecta; Coleoptera; Chrysomelidae.